CUGGAGCUUCUUGCUUGGUGUUGGUGCGGCGAGAAAGUGCGGGAAAGAGAGCGCGAGAGCGGAGAGCUUCCCGAUUUCUCCCUCCUGUGCAAGAAAACCGAAAGGGAAAGGGGGAAGCGAGGGAUUGUGAAAUCCGAAUGGGACCGAAAAUCUGUCAAGUAUGCAAUGAAUCACAAUCCAAGUACAAAUGUCCGACAUGUCUCGUACCCUAUUGCUCGUUGCCCUGUUUCAAGAAGCACAAAGAAAUUCCUUGCGUUAAGCCAGCAACUGCGUCUUCUGAGCGCAAUUUGACUUCCUUUCCAGUAUUGCAAUUUGAAAGGCCACUUUAUGUUGAUGAGCCUAGUGAGGUGCUGCAACAACUGCAAUUAGAGUCUAUAGCUUCUUCUAGUGAGAUACGUGAUGCUUUAAAGGAUGGUGAGCUUCAAAAACUGAUAUACAAUAUAGCUUGUUCCCCAGACGCUGAGGAUGAACUUGAUAAGGCAAGGGAAGUCGAGGCUUUUUGCAAAUUUACUGACAAGAUUCUAUCAACCACUAAUCCACAACCGUGAGCAACUAGUUGUAACUAGACAAAGAUAAGGAGGAAUCUCAAACUCUUUAUUAAAGAAGCAGGUUGUAAAGGUAGGGUUUUUGUUGAUCUUUUGUUUUUUUCCCCCCUUUUUUCUUUCCCUGGGAAUCAUCAGAACUUGCAUAAACCCUUGGUGAGGGAAGAGCCAAAUUGUUUACAGUUGUAAAGUGGUAUCUUGUUGCCUGCUUUGAAAUUAUUCAAUGGCUACAUACCAUGGGGUGUGUCUUACUUAUUCGUGAUGAGGUUUUAAUUAUUUGGCGGGUGAAAAUGUUUUUGAAUUCCCUAUUGUCCAUAAAUUAAGAGACAUGGGAAAUUCUUACCUUUCCCGAAUGAUCUGGUUAUAUGGGCCAAUAUUUGUUUUUGAUCU
Molecule: messenger RNA, 932 nt
Organism: Diospyros lotus (date-plum)
Lineage: Eukaryota; Viridiplantae; Streptophyta; Magnoliopsida; Ericales; Ebenaceae
Exons: 7
Coding region: 138-548 (136 amino acids)
Biological process (GO): snoRNA localization; maturation of LSU-rRNA from tricistronic rRNA transcript (SSU-rRNA, 5.8S rRNA, LSU-rRNA); box C/D snoRNP assembly
Cellular component (GO): nucleus; pre-snoRNP complex
Source: RefSeq, a predicted model, not a curated record